CCAGCGGCAGCUCGGGCAGAGCCGGGCCCGCCCCCCGCCAGGCCCCGAGGGGGUGGAGGGACUGGCCGAGCCCCGUGCAUUCUUUAGCCGCCUGUUGUGUACCGGGGAUGGCACAAAAGGCGGCCCAAGGCCGUCACUACCCUCGACUCAACAGGCAGCAGAUGUGGAUAAAUAAUUUGCAAGCGAAGGGAAGCCUUCCUAUAGGGGGAGGGCUUUAGGAGGGGCAGGACCGCCUGGGGUCACUCGGUGAAGAGGGCCUCGAAUGCCGGACAGUAUGGUGCAGCGGAUGCUGGAAGCCAUGGAGAGCCUCGGCAGUUCACUGGGGGAGGGGUGACGUCGUCAGGUCACGUGCAGAGGUUUCCUUCGGCGCGCUCGGUCCUCUGGCUGUGACGUCACCGUGUUGCAUUGUGGAGGCGCUGCUCGCUCUUCCCCCAACUACAGCCGGCAGAGGCCGGGACCAGCACGAGGCCCCCAGGCCUCGCACAGCGGCCCUGCGGAAACUGAGGCCGGCACCCCGGGUGGCCGGCGAUGGCAGACCGUGGGGGCGGCGACGCGUCGCUGGGCCUGCUGCCGGACUGCGAGGCCAUGCCGUCGGACACGGGCUCGCUCAGCGACUCGGACUCGGACUCGGCCGGGCUGUCCCCGGGGGAGCCGCCUUUCCUGGAGGAAGCGGCGGACUCGGAGGACGAGGAGCCCCCGCAGCCCCCCGGGAGCCCCGUGCGGCCCUUCCACCUGCGGGGCAUGAGCCCCACCUUCUCCCUGCGCAGCCGCAGCAUAUUUGAUGGCCUGGAAGGGGUGGCCCGGACCCCCGCGCCCCCCGCUGCGGCCCCGGAGACCCCCGCGCCCGACGCCGGAACCUUCAAACGGCCCCUGCCGCCCCCCGGCCCCCCGAGGAGGCCCGUCCAAGCCCAGGUCCCCGACUACGUGACCCACCCUGAGCGCUGGACCAAGUACAGCCUGGAGGACGUCCCCGAGGGCAGCGACCGCAGCAACCGAGCCGUGGCCCUCGAGUUCCUGGGGAGCCUGAAGAAGAGGGUGGGGGGACAGAGCCCCGCACCCCAAGAAAGCUGCGCCCCCUCCUUCAACCAGGAUCCGUCGAGCCGCGGGGCUGGCAGGAUUGUGUUCACCAAGCCCGCCAAGGCUGGCGAGGCGAGGCCAGAGCGCAAGCGGACCCCGUGGAGGGCAGAUGACAGGGAGCCCGGGGACGAGCUGGUGGCACUAGGCCACCUGGGCUCGGCAGGGGGCCCCGACGUAGAGGCCGAGGGAGAGGAGCCCCCGAGGAGGCAGGCGGAGCCCCAGGAUGCUAACAUGCAGGAAGAGGAGGCCGCCCACCUGGAGCCCCCUGCUGGACCCGUGGGCUUCCACAGCAGCAGAAAGAGGAGCAGAGAUCACCUCCGGCUCAAGGGGACUUCAGAGGAAGAGAGCGAGGAAGCCUGAGCAGCCACUGGUCGCAGGGGAUCCCUCCAGGACAAUCAGCCUCCCAGCACGCCAUGGAAAUGCCUUCCAUCACUGGACAGCUAAUCCUCCCCCAGUUGUACCAGGCUGAAAUGGCCUCCUCUCUCUGCCUUCCAAGCUCGCUCUGUUGUUGGGGAAGAGAUCAUUUGGUAGUAACCAAACUAAAUACUGUCCCAGCUGAAGGGAGAAUGCCCCUUUUCUUGAGGCAUGGAACACUGAUGGUCCUGGUCACUUUCCUUCAUUUCCUUUGGGAAAUGAGGUGGGGCCUCUUGUCUGUCAACCUCCCCAACCCCUCUCGCUUGGUUUGUCCUUGUGAAGACAAUAAAAAGUUUCCAUGAA
This is a messenger RNA of Phascolarctos cinereus (koala), 1794 nucleotides long. NCBI's taxonomy places the organism in Eukaryota, Metazoa, Chordata, Mammalia, Diprotodontia, Phascolarctidae. The record is from RefSeq and is a predicted model, not a curated record.